This is a messenger RNA of Suillus plorans, 1454 nucleotides long. RefSeq names its product regulator of chromosome condensation 1/beta-lactamase-inhibitor protein II. The transcript has a single exon. The record is from RefSeq and is a predicted model, not a curated record. The coding region runs from base 179 to 1432 and encodes 417 amino acids. Lineage: Eukaryota; Fungi; Basidiomycota; Agaricomycetes; Boletales; Suillaceae.
CACACGCAUGGAUGAGCAUCUGCCAGAUUCUGCCUCCUUGUAUUCAACAUCCACAACGUCUAAUUUACAGGACUGAUUAACCAAAAAAAUAUCCAUAUACGUACAGGGUUUGGAUUGAUUGAUUCAGAUGAUUAGUUUCUUUCGGUGAUCACGAUCAAGUUUUACAUCGUGCGCAUUCAUGGAGACCCAGACUUCAUAUCUACGUCUCCUAGCUGCUGGCUCCAACGCUCGCGGUCAGCUAGCCAACGGUUCUGAUUACGAUUCACAUACUUUCACAGAGUGCCACUUCAUAAACUGCACACAGGGUACGCUUCCUCACAAUACGCUCGGCAUCUUGCAGCUUGCGACUGGAGCAAACCACACUCUCGCAUUGUUGGAGUUUGGUGACGGCCGAAGGGAGCUUUGGGGGUGUGGAGAUGGACGUAAAGGGCAGCUGGGUCCUGAAUACAUGGGACAGUUGACAGAAUUCACGCCGAUCAGCAUACCCUUGUACCAAACUUAUGCUUCCCAAGGAUAUACCUGUUGUCUCAUCGCUGCCGCUUGGGAGACUUCAUAUCUUGUUUUGAAAUCUCCUUCCCGAUCAAACGUGGUCAUCUCGAUGGGUUCGAAUGACUUUGGGGCACUCGGUGUGGGCACAAAACAAGCUACAGCAACUCCGGCGGUUGUUUCGUUUGAUCACCUCACUAUCGAGGGACAUUCUACCAAUCCCGAUGAGCUCGUUGUCGAGUCCAUUGCUGCAGGACCUCGUCAUGUCAUACUUCAUGUGCGAGCCGGUUUCAAUAAUGAAGAUACGCUCAUCGGCUGGGGUUUGGCCAGACAUGGCCAACUAGGGGACACGAAGAUCGUAAACUAUGACCGCCCUUACAUCAUUUCCCUUGAUGUAUCUUCAGAUCCGGUGCAAACAUGUUCUCUCGGUCUCCAACAUACCAUCAUCUGCCACCAAUCGGGGCGGACAACAGCCUUUGGAUCUAACAAGAAAGGACAACUCCAUAGGAUGGAUUCUUGGGGGCGUGUUCGACAAGUUGGAUGCACGUGGAAUGGGACAUAUCUUCUCAGAGACGAUGAUGAAAAUACUCUUAUAUCAACGGGAAGUAAUGCCCAUGGUCAAUUAGGUCGGGAGUCGCAAGUCGAGGAAAAUGGGGUUACCGUCGGGCCUGUCGAAUUUACCUUAUCUCACGAUGGCAAAUUGCCUUCACUGAGAUCCCUUGCUUGUGGCAGCGAACAUGUGAUGGCAGUGAUCUCUCCAUCUGGCUCAUCAGACAUGGAAGUUUGGGGUUGGGGGUGGAACGAGCACGGUAACUUGGGGCUGGACCAUAUGGAUGAUGUGUUGAAGCCCAUCAAGAUCUGGCCAGCAAGGGGACACGCGCUGGAGGGAAGAAUUGCUCGAGUGUGGGCUGGAAAUGGGACUAGUUGGAUAUUGUUACAAAUAUAACAAUGAAGCUUUUGAAGUGCGA